UUUCGCCCUCAAAAAUACGCAAAAACUAGUUUUUACGUUCUGCUGAAUUUUGUCAUUAACAGGAAUCCAGGGCAGAAUUUCAUUAGUCAACCCUGCUUCUGCUGCAUCUUAUAAUCGUGAAAUUGCACAGGUUAUUGUCUUCUGUACUUAUUUUAGGAUAUUCGAUGACGAAAACUUAGAUAUAUCUGCAGAAAGUCUGCAAUCUUUAAAUUACAAAUCUCAAGGUGAAUUUGUUGUUUGACGCAGUGAAUAUCACUGCGCUCUAAACUAGUCUGCUGGAAUCAAAAUUGUAUUUUACUGAUGGGGUCAAGUGGUUUGAAUUGUAAUGUGUCCUUUGAAAUACCGAUACGAGAUGAGGUUCAGUCUCCUAGAGCUUUACGCCUGCUUUCUUCUCCGAAUUAUAUCCUUCGGAAUGAGUCUGACUUGAAUGAAAGGCUAGAGAAAGCUCGGGAAAGACGAUCUAAUGUUCUGGCUGAAACUAUAAAUCGGAAUGAGCAACAUGUUCAUUUGGUCAAAUCUAAAUGUGAACAAGAAAAAGAGAAGCUCGUAAAUAGAUCAAAUGAAUUAAUGGAGAAUCUCGCGGAGGAUUUGGCACAGAAGUCGUCUAGGCGGCAACAAAUUAUCGACAAGAUAAUUAAUAGCAACAAGAAAGAAGUUGAGAAAGCAAAACUGCUUGCUGAUGCCCGUGCUUCCCCACAAAGUACUUUGCUUCGCCAGAUCAACGACGAUCUGUCCAAUAAGGAAAACAACAGACGCUCUCACCUACAAAAUAUCGUUCAUCAAUGCCAGCUGGAGGUAGAUCCAUGGUGAUGUAUUUAUAUAUUUUCCAUAGCCUUGUCAUCUUUUCUGGAUUUAAACCCUGGAAUUCUAGGGAUGUUAAGAUGACACGCCUCAAUAAUUAUUUUCACCACACUGAAUGUUACUAGAAUACAAACGCAUAUAAAACGGUAUGGUCAAGCCCAAUGAUAGCGUCUUAGUCAGCUACAACGUUUCCCAAUAAGUUUUAUUACUGGUGCCACAGCGAACCCGGUUGACUAAAAUCAAGCCUUGUAUAUACAUGUCCCUCCACCACGCCGUCAAUUCUCACACGUGGUUUCUGGCGACAUAGAAGUAAUAUAUUUGUAAAAGUUGAUUCGCAUCCCAUCAUGAAUGUUGCUUUUACUGACUGGCCUUCAACCUUGUUAAUUUUCACAUUCAAAAGAGACUUUCGAAGUGAGAAAAUUCACGCUAUUUACGGCAUAGUACUUAGUUGUCAGUUCAUAGGGUAAGUGUUGCCAUUAACGUCGAUCUUAUAAUGCUUCUCAAAAUAAACCAUCACAGACAUGUGACGACGGAGUCCUGGGUAAAUUCGUAGCCCCUUCAGAAGAUAACAAUACAAAGAGCUACAGUGUGUAGUUUAUAAUAGUUUUAUUUUAUUGUUCUCUACACUUAACAUUCAACGUAUUCUAUUUCCAAGAAUAGUGCUUAUUAAUCAGUUCAAAUUAAAUUUUUGCUUGUGAAGAUUGUGCCAUAUCCAAAGCGGCUAAAAUGAACCUAACCGUUCACUUCACUUAAAUUUGUUGUAUACUGACUGAAUACAAAUCGCGGUUGUUUGUUUUUGCUGCUUAAAGCAUUCAAAAUGCAUUUAAUAACUGUCUCAUGUGAAGUACAAACUCUUAUUUACAUAUUCUGUGUAUAAACUUGUCAGUCAUAAAUUAUUCUUGUUCCUGCCCCCAAAUGCCCUGGUACAGCCGAGAGAGUGGAGAGUCUGCCCUCCCUUUCGAAAUGCUCUCAUAUGUAGCCUCUGCCAGGGAACUUCUACUCACUGCCUUCUCGUGGC
Molecule: messenger RNA, 1819 nt
Organism: Schistosoma rodhaini
Lineage: Eukaryota; Metazoa; Platyhelminthes; Trematoda; Strigeidida; Schistosomatidae
Source: the annotation of a GenBank genome assembly